AGCCGGCCUACGGCGGCUGGGAGGGGUCAAAUGGGGCGGGCUACGGGGGCCGGCGUGGCCCAACGCCUGGCGACGGGCGUUUCCCGGCGCGCCCCGCGGCAGAUUGUACACAAUCAUCAUGGCCGCUGCCGCCUCUCCCUCCGCCGAUGGUGCCGAGGAGCCGGGCAUGGAGGCGGAGGAGCUGCCGCUGGGCGGCGGCGGCGGCGGGGAGGGCGGCGCGGCGGGGCGGCCGCCCGAGGCGGAGGAGCGGCCGGACCUCUCGCAGGCGUCUGUCAGCAACGGCAGCGACUCGGAGAGCGGGAAGGAGCUGGUGGAGUUAAAGGUCAUCUGGAACAAGAACAAGUACGACGUGAAGUUCCGCCUGGACAGCACGGGGGCCGACCUGAAGCAGAAGAUCCACUCGCUCACAGGCCUCCCACCUGCUAUGCAGAAAGUUAUGUUCAAGGGACUUCUACCGGAGGAGAAAACGUUACGAGAAAUCAAAGUGACAAAUGGUGCAAAGAUAAUGGUUGUUGGAUCUACUAUCAAUGAUGUUUUAGCAGUAAAUACACCCAAAGAAGCUGCUCAACAGGAGGUCAAGGCUGAAGAAAAUAAAAAGGAGCCCCUUUGCAGACAAAAGCAACACAGAAAAGUAUUGGAUAAAGGCAAACCUGAUGAUGUGAUGCCUUCUGUUAAAGGUGUUCAGGAGCGCCUGCCAACAGUGCCGUUAUCUGGCAUGUACAACAAGUCAGGGGGGAAAGUAAGAUUGACCUUCAAACUUGAGCAAGACCAGCUAUGGAUUGGUACAAAAGAGAGAACGGAAAAGUUACCCAUGGGGUCCAUUAAAAAUGUGGUGAGUGAACCUAUUGAAGGACAUGAGGAUUAUCACAUGAUGGCGUUUCAGCUGGGCCCAACAGAAGCAUCUUACUACUGGGUCUAUUGGGUACCAACUCAAUAUGUUGAUGCAAUCAAAGACACGGUGCUGGGGAAAUGGCAGUAUUUUUGAAAGCACGCUCACCUCUGGCACAGGAAAAUGACACAAAGCUAAGGACACUGCUUGGAGAGGCCUCCAACAUCCCUGGAUGUGAUAGUCCUGGAACUUAUUAAUAAAAUAUGAUAAACGAGGCAUUGAUGGAAGCCAGAGGUGAUGUUCUUUCACCAUUAGUUUACUUUUAACUUAAAUUUCAGCAUCCCUUUUCUGCAGUCAGCUUCAACCAUAUUUAAAGCAAAUACAAUGGAAAUCAAUAAAUCUUAAUUCACAAAAUAUUGUGUGUAAUACACUUAAAUCUGCUGAGAGUUGAUCUUCCAUUUUAGUUUUGAAAAGAAAAUAUUACAGUCUAUUAUUGAGGAUUUUUUACAUGGUUGGAACAAAAAUAUUUUCAUAAUCUUUAAGUUACAAGCAUUAGACUUAAUUUAGUUACUUGGUUGUGACUGAGAAUUUCAGAAACAGUUUUUUAAAAUAAACUUUAAAUAGUAUGCAAAAUUGAUGUUCAGUAAGCCAUAUUCUGCUGGGCCUUUUAUUUCAGGUUUGAAUCUUUGGUAGCAAAACUUUUUUUUUUCUUUUUUUUUAAACCCAAAGGUCUUUUUUGCUUGUUUGUUUUAUAUAUACACUAGAAGCCCUGGGUUGGUACUUGGCAUGUUUGGAGCAGAUGAAUACCACUGUGGAUGUUUUGUAAUCACAAUGACCCAGUGCUGCUUACUGUCCCGUUUCGUGCCAUUUUAGUUGUUUUCUUCCCACCUGCAUUCCUCUCCUCCUCUUCUGCCUCCUGCCUGGGGGGGACUACAUUUUAGGAGCUGUUUCCUGAUCAUAUAUGUUGCAGCCCUGGAUCAUUUUGCAGCUGUUGUGAUGACACUUACCUAGUUGAUGGAAAAGAACCUCUAGAGUGCACUGUGUAAUAGUCUGGCAUGAGCGUACUGGAGCAGUAACACAGAUGUUGCAAAGGAAGUGAACCAAAGAGACCUUCCUGUGUGGGGUUUUUGUGUGGGGUUUUUUUGGGGGGGGUGGUCAGAUGUCUAAAAUGUCAUUUUAUUUGGGCCCUGAAUAAUUGUGGUAGUCUUUUGUGACCUGGAUUUGAAAAUUCACGGUAAUCUUAUUCAGUAAGUCAUACCAAAUUUAGGCUGUCUGUCCACCAACUGAUCUUUUAAAGUUUAAAUCACCUUUCAAUUUUUCUUUGCUCAAGUUUUCAGGAACUUCUUGCAUCUAGUUCUGUCUGAAAUAAUAUUCCUUGCCUUUGGUUUGUGAUACUCUGCCUGUCAUCUCAGCAAUUAAUGUGCCAUUUAUCUCAGGUUUUCUGAAUGGACCUUUCAGUCCUGAAAAGGUGCACACCCUUAACAAAUUGUAUUGCGUAGUCAGACCAAAUCAGUCCUACUGUGUGUUGAACCUGCAUCUGAGAGAUCACUUUUUCUUUUUUUAACAACACUGUAGGCUUAAUGUUUGUUCAAUACAAGUAGUUCAGCAUUUUGUGACACUCGAGGAGAGACAUCCUUUGAGGAAUAGCUGAACAUAAUAUAUCCCCUGUCCAUUUUUCACUUUCCUUGAAAUAGCCCAGUUGAAAUUCAGCAGGUGCAAAUUCCCAAAUUGAUAUUUAUUUUAUUUUUAUUUUAUUAUAGACAGGGAAAAGUGUUCAUUUUAUGACGUAAGGGUCUUCAGUUUUUUUCUAAUAUUAUUGAAAGUGAAUUUGGGUUGAGGUGACAUUUACCUAUAUACUAUUGAUAGCAACAUGAGCAGCUUUUGUUUCGUAUUUUCAGUUAGAACAUUCAUUCAAUAUGAAUUUUAAAGUUGUUCCACAUCCUACAUCCAUAAACUAUUGAUGUGCUUAUUAUUCCUGUAGCUUGAGAUAUUUUCCUUCUAUAUGCAAGCCAACAGCAGUGUGUCUUGACAUAAAUUCACUGUGACACGAAUCUUUCCUGAAGUAGCACCGUGUCAGUUCCUUAGAGCAGCCUCCUCCUGAAAGCGCCGAGCAAGGGUAUGAAUGCAGUAAUGGAAUUGCUAUGAGUUAAUUUGAGAUGUAAUUACAACUUAAAUGCAAUUGUUAUACUUUUUAUUUACUAAUUGCCAAUUCAAGUAUUAAGGCUAAAAUUUAAAUUUCAGUAUCUGUGUAUGUGCUGCAAUACUGCAUCAUAUGCUUUAUAUGGUGUAUAAAGAAAACUAGUGACAUUUAGCUGCUUCUGUCAUUUGGAUUCACCUUUGCACUCUGCUAGUCUUGUUGGUUCAGUGACUAUCAGCUUCCACUCACUACCUGACUUGCUUGGACCUGUCUGUAUGUCCAUUCAUGCUCCGUUUUCCUUUCCUGUCCUUUCACUUGCUUGCCCCUUGAGAGGACAUGUAUCUUAAUUCCAACCGUUCCCCAGUGUUCCUGUGGCUUCUGUGCUGGAUGCCAUGAUACGGGUGAGUACGCUCUGCUGCCAGCGCUGAGGUAGGGCAUAUCCACCUGAUCUAAUCACUGUCGAGGCAACAAGGGCACCUUGGGCAUGGAGCACAAUGUCGCAUUUAACAUUCCUGUCGGCUCUGUUUCCAGGGGCAUGAUUAUUCUGCAUCCUGUGCCAGGUACAAUAAAUCAUUGAUAUCAGAAGAAAAUGCAUAUAAAAAUUGUAGAGUACAGAGCAGUUUUAAACAUGGAGAAAAAAUAUUAUAAAUUAAGAAAAUCAAACUUGGUCCUGUUUAGGUACUUCUAUUUUAGUUGAAUUUGAUGUGAAAAAUGAAACUUUCACUUCUUCCAUGUGCAAAAUUUGAAUUAAAAUACAGGAAAGGGAUACCUAAAAUGCUUUAAUUGGUGUUUGUUGGCUAAAUAUAGUACAUUUCUUGGAAGUUCUUUGAAAUUAAUAUUCCAAUUGAAUUUACCAGCACCUCUUUAAAGAUUCCUCUUUUGGAAUGAUGUGGAGCUUUGUAUCUUCUGGUAUAUACCAAUUUUUAAAAGGCACUUACUGACCCUAAUGAUCAUAAACAUCUAAGAAAACGCCAUCUCUUUAGUUGAAUGGUGUCCCAGUUUGUUUAACUGGGGAGCUGUUUUCUAGCCUCUUUACUUUGGAUUUUACCCUUAGAGUUAAGGUGGUUUCCAGGGCAGAUUGAGGAUGCCAAAUGGCCUGUGGAGGAAUUUGGCAGUUAGUCCUCAGUAAAAUACAAGUGUAAUAAAUAAAAUGCAAAUACAAUCAGUAUUUUAAGUUGACUGAUUAAGGUUGUUUUCAGAUCACUCAUGUAAUUUCCAUAGGAGGUAUAUGGUAAUAUCUGUGGUGAUUCUUAUGCAAAAGUUGAAGUAUUUCAGUUAAAUCACAACUUAACGCCUUUCUAGGGAGAUCAGCUCCCUGUUGUAUAUAUGUGUAACUCCUUAUGAACAUUAAUUUUGGGAUGCUAUUCCUUAUGAAGUUGUAUUAAGUGCUUUGCUAGGUUUACUAAUUGGUGAUUAAAGUAUCUGGAAUGCAAAUGUGGGUUUUCAACAGAAGACAAUAUUUCCUCAUGCAAAUUUCCCAGUUGCUUUUAAUGCACAGGCAGUGUGUCCUUUACAGUUCUUCUUGGUGCCAUCAUUUCAUUACAGUGCAGUAGCAAUAAACACUGUCCGUGAGGAGUUCUGUUGCAGUUACCGAGCUCUUCGUAGGCCUUUGAUGGUGUUGAGUGUUUCGGCUCGCCUGUGUGCCAUUCCUUUCCCUUUUCUGUGUCCAAUGCUAUGGGUUUCUUGUUUCUCUCCUUGUUCUGAGUUUAGUAUUCCUUCCAUAUCUGUUUGUGCAUCCCAAGCAUAAACAGUUUCUGCAUUAGUAUUUCAUUAGGAAUGUAAAUGUAUAUCGUUAAACCUUGUUUGGGUUUGAGCACAGACCAUAUCUUGUAUGAAAAUCUUGUAUUACUUGCAAGUUUUUCAUACCAAGUUUAAGAUUAAAGUAAAUCAUUACUUUCUCUUAGCGACAUAGUCUUAUGAGAAAUGUAUUAUUAAAAUGUUACUGUCAUGAAAGAGAAAAGGUGGUUUGAAGAAAAAGAAUUACAUAAGCUGUUAACACGCAAUAGUUUAUAACUUGUGAGGCACCGCCGCAACCUGUUCAGUUCUAUCGUUUACACAGUUCGUAUCCAUGUUUCAUACCGCAGUGGCCAAAGAGGAACAAUUCACUUGCAGUGACACAGUCUCACAGGUGCCGUAUUUUGGGGAUGGCCUGUCGCAUGUUCUCCCUCCCCUCUCCCGGUGGCCCCCGCCGGCUCUGGGGACGCAGCCGUGAGGGCACAGCCGGGCGCCUGCUCGAUGCUCUGCGCUCCGGCUGCUUGUCGUGCCAACGCCGGGCAGCAAGGUUUGUUCUCCAGCUUUCCUUCUGUUGCUUGCUUCUCUCUUCCUUUACCCGUAUCUUUAUUUUUCAGUGGGAUUGUUUUCAUUGUGCGCUGAGUACUCGAGCCUUUCGGAAUUAGACUGCUUGUAUCUUGUUUUGUUAAUUAACAUCCUCGUCACUGGGGGAAGGAGGAGGGGACCAGGAGCGCUGUAGCAAGUCUUGUAGGAAACACGUGGCCAUUUUACCUUCUAGCCAAGGAUUUGCUUUCUGUGGUUCAUGGAAGUUUACUAUGUCUUACCAGUAUUCUAAGCAAUUCAUUCUUUGAUUUUCUAGUCAAAAACAAAAAAAAAAAGUUUUAGACUGUUUGUGUCCUCUGCAGAUUUAUUUUAAAUGGAAUAUGUAAGUACCAUGUUUUAUGGUAUUUUUAAAUUAUCUAUUGCCUAUUUCAGGGGAGGGGGAAAUGACAAAUAUUUAGUCUUAGAUUUGCACUGCUGGAUUUUUUAAGUGUAACCUUGACUGGUUAUCCUGUUACUUUAUUCUGUAAGAUUAGUCUUAUGAAUUAAAGUUUGAUAAUUAAGCA
This is a messenger RNA of Dromaius novaehollandiae (emu), 5803 nucleotides long. It is a transcript of the gene UBFD1, whose product is annotated as ubiquitin family domain containing 1. Lineage: Eukaryota; Metazoa; Chordata; Aves; Casuariiformes; Dromaiidae. The transcript is spliced from 7 exons. The record is from RefSeq and is a predicted model, not a curated record. Bases 119 to 985 code for a protein of 288 amino acids. Gene Ontology annotation, molecular function: cadherin binding; RNA binding.